Messenger RNA from Cyprinodon variegatus (sheepshead minnow), 384 nucleotides. RefSeq names its product PHD finger protein 20-like. Gene Ontology annotation, cellular component: nucleus; MLL1 complex; NSL complex. Bases 79 to 369 code for a protein of 96 amino acids. The transcript has 2 exons. Lineage: Eukaryota; Metazoa; Chordata; Actinopteri; Cyprinodontiformes; Cyprinodontidae. The record is from RefSeq and is a predicted model, not a curated record. Gene Ontology annotation, biological process: regulation of transcription by RNA polymerase II.
AAGAUCAUUUCCAGCUGGAAUCUUUACCGUCGUCCUGAUUCUGAGCUUUAACCGCUGCUCUGUGUCAUUUUCUGGCAGAUGAAAACUCCACCAGACAGAUCUGGAAUCACCUUUGAAAUCGGGGCUCAGCUAGAGGCUCGUGAUCGGCAGAAGAACUGGUAUGCUGCCACCAUCGAGAAGAUCGACUACGAUAAAGAGCGAGUUCUGGUCCACUACCGCCAGUGGAGCCGCCGGCACAACGAGUGGUUUCACUGGAGCUCGCCGUAUCUCCGGCCUCUGGAGCGGGUCAGCCUGAGGAGGCAGGGCCUGGGCUCCCAGCAGCAGGCUCAGCCGGUACCGCCGCUGUUCCUACUUCAGCUGUUUCCUUAGAACAUCCCCUCAGUG